CAACAGAGAGACAGAGGAGGCAACGAACCACAUGCUGUUCACUCAGAACAGGGUCUUCUCUCCUUCUUUUUAACUCCUGUUGGAUCUGCUCUGGCCUCAUCACUCCAUGGGACUCCAGAGCUGGCCAAGAAGAAAACAAGAUCUGUCCUCCAUGGCUUGCCUGGAUGUGGAGAGCCCCUCCAUUUGCAGGGGUAAAUUCAAAUCAGUCCUUCAACAAUGUCUGCAGCAGAGGAGGACAAGGGAGCAGCUUGUGGAGCAAGGCAUAAUGCCACCUCUAAAAAGCCCUGUUGCCUUCCAGAAGCAGAUCCGAAGCCUACAGAGAGCCAGAACAGGGAAUUUCCUAAAGCAUAAACUCUGCAGCAGACCGGAACGCUCAGAACUGAUCCGUAUGCAUAUCCUAGAAGAAACUCCGGCAGAGCCCUCCCUCCAGGCCACACAGAUUAAACUAAAGAGGGCAAGACUGGCCAAUGAUCUAAAUAAGAAAAUCAGCCAGCGACCUGGACCCAUGGAGCUGGUGAAGAAGAUCCUGCCAAUAGACCCUGAAGUUAAAGAACUAAUAAACAAUGGUAAGGCGGAUUACUCAGACACACCACAUGUUCCAGAUGUUUAUAGCUUUGAUGAGGACAGCAGUGAUGCAUUAUCAUCACAGCAGCCCGACAGUCAACCAUCUCCUCCCCAAACGUUGCCCUCCCCAAAGGAAUCAAGAGGAGCUGAGGUUUCAAAUGCAUCCUCUGACCGCAGCCCUUCUCUGCAGUUCUCUCAAACAUGUUGCCCUCAGCCAUCAUCAGAUGUCUCUACUUCAGACAAACACAGCAGCCAGGGAGCUCAUCAGCCCAACACUGCGGCUGUACAAUCCGUUUCAGCAGGACCAGUGCUUGUGAAACAAACAUUGGCGAAGCUAUCUGCAGACAAAUGCCGCAGCAAAAAGAGCAAAGAACUCAAGCCACGGGUUAAAAAGCUGAAGUAUCAUCAGUACAUCCCUCCUGACCAGAAGCAGGAGCUCAGUGAAGUGCCUAUGGACUCUUAUUAUGCUCGUCUCCUGCAGCAGCAGCAGCAGUUCCUGCAGCUCCAGAUCCUAAGCCUGCAGCAGCAGAAGUACAACUCCCAAACUGCACCCGUCACACUGAACAUGUCUACAAAUGAGAUACAGACCAGCUGCUCAGCUCUUGUUCUUAGAGGAAGCUCUCCAUCUGUUCCUGUGCUGUUCCACCAUACCAACACAAAGUCGGAUCAGUUACCGGCUAAUAUCGAUGAAAUGAAGGUCGCUGAGCUGAAAAUGGAGCUAAAACUCAGAUCUCUGCCAGUUUCUGGGACCAAGACAGACCUAAUAGAGAGGCUCAAGCUGUUUCAUGAGAAUACUAAAACCCAGCAUGUUGCUUCCAUGGAGUCAGGAGUCACCUCAGAAAACUCACAGUCUGAAAGCAUACAUUUAACGCCGCCUGUUUCCCUUAUAGCUUCCAAAGUCUCCAAACUGGGUAUAGAAGAUAUUAAAAUGACUGACAUUCCUAUGAAGUCAGUAGCAGAGGCUUCGUAUGAUGCUGCUCUGAAUUCAAGCCCCUCAAAGGAAACCCAACAUGAAGAGGGUCCAACACAUCCGAAGGUCAACGAGAAGGACUGUGAAAAAGACAAACGUCUACAUGAGAAGGAGCUUCAGAUAGAGGAACUGAUGAGAAAGCUGGAGCAGGAGCAGAAGCUAGUUGAGGAGCUAAAGAUGCAACUGGAGGUGGAAAAAAGAAGCCAACAGAGUGAUUCCCCCCCUCAUCUCAGCUUGCUGGUACCAAUCCAAAUAAAAGAGGAAAACAGGAGUCUUUCAAACUGCUCAGUGGCUUGCAGCUCUCCUGGUCUGCAUGUGCAGAUCAAGCAGGAGGAACCAUGCGAUCAUGGCUUCAGAACCAGUCCAAAUCAGUUCGUCAUUGGCCACGAGACCAACACAAAGGCUGAAAACCUGCAGUCUGUCCAAGUCCUCCUGCCCACAUCCCUUUCUGGCUCAGCAGACACUGUGGAAGUCCCUGCCAAAGGCAUUAAAUUACACACCGCCGUUAACAACACAGCUCCAGGCUGCAUCCAGGGAUCUGGACAUGAGCCACAGAAAUCAGCAGCACCACAGCAGCAACCCAGCACUCACACCCCACAUUUGACAGAGACGUGGGGAACAGAUACCAAGGGGCAAGGCUUUCUCAGUGCAUUCCUGAUGUCUGGAUGUGAGAGUCCCUCCUCUCAACAAGUUCCACAAGAAGGGCUUAAAACAAAGCAAACAGCUUUUACAAAUCACACAUCAAAGCCCAAAGACCCACCUCGUUAUGAGGAUGCAGUUAAACAGAGACGCAGCAUGAUAACAACUGCUCAGGGUCCGACAGCAGCAUGUCAGCAGAUGGAUGACCUAUUCGACGUGUUGAUUGAAAGUGGAGAGAUCUCACCUCUCAUCAGGCAGGAUCCUUCCAGCCUGGAAAAGCCUCUCCCUGUCACAGCCAGCGUUACCGCCCUUCCCAUCAACACAGUUCUGACCCGUCCUCCACCUUUAGUCCAGGUGGCUCAGCUGCCUGGAGUACCGCUCCUCUCACCAGGAAACAACCUGGAAACCCUUGCAGAUGAUACGGAGGUUCGGAGUCUGAAGCUGAUGGAGGACUUGAACUCACCUUUGGUCCACAUGGAGCUGAACUUCAGUGAAAGCAUGCCACCCUCUGGUGUGAACCUGCAAAACACUUCUGUGGACAGUAUGGAUUGGCUGGACCUCACCCUCUCUGUGCCUGAUGAUGGGAUUAACCCUUUGGACAUGUCAGUGCAUGGGGCCGUCUUCUCUUCUGACUUCCUGGAUUCUCACUUGAACUGGGACUGAGUAACCAAAGAGUGAAUGUGGACUUUAUCUUUUUUUUUUUUUUUAUAAACAGAGGUUGACGAACUGCACUUCUUGCAGUCUGUAAAAGCUAUAAAUAUUUGAGGAGAAAAU
Cyprinodon variegatus (sheepshead minnow) is the source of this 2947-nucleotide messenger RNA. RefSeq names its product MKL/myocardin-like protein 2 (gene mrtfbb). Gene Ontology annotation, biological process: smooth muscle cell differentiation. Bases 107 to 2836 code for a protein of 909 amino acids. The record is from RefSeq and is a predicted model, not a curated record. Lineage: Eukaryota; Metazoa; Chordata; Actinopteri; Cyprinodontiformes; Cyprinodontidae. The transcript is spliced from 14 exons.